Molecule: messenger RNA, 2230 nt
Organism: Callorhinchus milii (elephant shark)
Lineage: Eukaryota; Metazoa; Chordata; Chondrichthyes; Chimaeriformes; Callorhinchidae
Gene: dcst1
Product: DC-STAMP domain containing 1
Exons: 16
Coding region: 1-2118 (705 amino acids)
Cellular component (GO): membrane
Source: RefSeq, a predicted model, not a curated record
AUGGGAGAAACGGCGAGCAAAGGAGAGAUUAACAGCGAGAAGACUGACACGGAACAGAGGAAGAAAAGGAAGCAAAGAGGGAAACCAGCGAAUACAACUUUGAAGAUGAUUGUCAGCCACAUGUGUCCGUCGCUGGUCACCACUUUCCUGUGGAGCAAACCUGAGGAGUUCCGUGUCACCAAGUUCUUCAUGGGCUUCGGGUUGGGAGCCAUGUUAGCCGUUGGUUUCUACUUUGUUUUGGUGGAUAAAUUGGAUCUAUUUGAAGAACACAAGUUUUACAUACUUUGCGCCAUGGUUUGUGUGAUGGGGCUGGGCUGGGCCGUGUCCGUGAGCUAUCGCUGUGCGAUCCUGAUGAUCCUUCCCAACAUGCUGGGCUCCGAGGGGCGGACGUUCGUCCUGAUGUUAUUGGUGACCAUCGUCAUGCACGGUCCGGUGGCUAACAUUGAGAAGAACGUUGAGAUUGUGGGUAACUCUGUGGCUUGCACGGUGGAACUACAGAUUAACCACACCAAGAAAUUGUGGAAAAUCAUGCAGGAACCUCUCAAGAAAGUCCUCAAAGACAUGAAGAAAAACAGCGACAUGUUUGGAAAAGAAACCGACGAUGUGCAGAAGAAAUUCCAUGCAGUGAACGAUCAGAUCAUAUCCAAGGAGGGAUUCAAGGAAAAUAGCGGAUCUGUGGGCAAUGGCAGACACCUCAGCACACAGAGCUUGUUCGAACUUAAAACCAAGAUGCGAUGUGACUUUAUUGUUGAUUUGGGAAUCCAGCGAUGUCGAAAGUGGUUUGACAUUAAAUACGUAGCGUGUAUGAGGAAACUUGUCAUUCCUCUCUUCAAUCAUCUUUUCUGUCUUCCAAUGACGUUUAAAUUCCUGUGUAACAUCGUGAAGUUGAUGACACCCUGGUGCAGGGAUCGAAUCCCAGUGGAUGGAAACUUUGGUCAGCUGUACGACAAAGUGAACAGCUCCGUCAGCAAUCUCAACAACAAUUUCAAGGCAGAAAUGGCCAUCACUAGUAUGGUGCAACAGGAGUCUAUUGUAGGAGCCAACUUCAGCAAAGCGCAGGUCACGGAGACACUACGAAAGGAGCUGAUUAAGAAGAAAGAUUUGCUGAACUCCAUCGUCGAUAUCAUCACCUUAAUCCUCUCCUGCACCUUCGCCAUUUUAUUCAUCUCUGCUUUUCUCUACACGAGAAAUUACAACAAUGACAUCCGCUUUGACAACGUUUAUAUUAGUAAAUACUUUCGGCAGAUUGACUCUCGGCGAAAAGCAAUGAACAGGAAGCACCUCCUCCCAUUCAAGAAAGCUGAACGCCCCAACGUCAUCUUUCCCUGGCAACGAAAGGUCCACAGUGCGGAGAUGAGGAGUUUGGUUCUGGGUUUGCUGCAGUGUGUCCCACAGAUUAUUCUAGUUAUUGUGCUGUUUGUGUUAGACUGGCUGCUCUACACCAUGUUAGACAUCAUCCAGAGACACAGUUACAUCGAGUAUAACUUUGGGGAGAGCCAUCACUUGGAGAUCACAGUGGAAGGCACCUCAUUACUGGCUAAUCUGAUCCGAAAAGCCGUCUCUGCCUUUAACACCACACUUGACAUUCAGAUGGAGUCAAACAACCUGCGCUGUCUUCCUGUCCCGGAGAAGAUGCUGAAUUUCACCAUUGCCGCAACCAUCAUCCCCCUCAUCGCCGUCAUAUUAUUUUGCUUCCUUCAAAUCUAUGUCUUCAGGACUCGCAGGGUCAUAGCAGCUUUCUACUUUCCUAAGAGAGAGAAACAGAGAGUGCUUUUCCUGUAUAAUGAGUUCCUACGAAAGCGAAUGGCUUAUGCUGAAAUCCAGCGAAAGAGAGUCAUAAUUAGAGCCAGGAGACGUGAGCUUUGGAAGCUGCGAGGCCUGGCUGGCUUCCUCCAUCGGCACUUGCCGUGGCUCAGGGGGUGUCUGCGCCGCCAUUGCCUGGUGUGUCAGGAGAGCGAGACGCCUGCCUCCUACCACUGCCCCACCCCACAAUGCGGAGCUAUCUACUGCCCCUCGUGCUGGGAUGACCUCAGGCGCUACUGCUUUGCCUGUAUGCCCUUCCAGGAGUUCAUCUCAGAGUCCAGUGACAACGAGAACGAUGCAGUGUAUAGGAGCUAACGCUCCCCUCAACCAAACACUGCCCGCAGCCCCCCACCCCCCACAACAACAUCCGCGCACACUGAACCCACCCUAACACACACACGCACACACACGCACACACUGCCCCCCA